This is a messenger RNA of Closterium sp. Naga37s-1, 1668 nucleotides long. NCBI's taxonomy places the organism in Eukaryota, Viridiplantae, Streptophyta, Zygnematophyceae, Desmidiales, Closteriaceae. The record is from the annotation of a GenBank genome assembly.
AUGAACGCAAUCAAUGCUAAAUUAGCGGCGGAUUCCCGCCCUUCCGAUGCUAACCUUUCGGCGAGCGUUUACCAGCAAGGAUUUGCGGUGGCAUCCUUACCUGCUGAGUCCCCACCGGCGGCAUCCUUACCUGCUGAGUCCCCACCGGCCGUAUCCUUACCGACGGAAUCCCCACCGGCCGUAUCCUUACCUGCUGAAUCCCCACCCGCUGUAUCCUUACCGGCUAAAUCCCCACCGCCUGUAUUACCGGCUAAAUCCCCACCGCCUGUAUCCUUACCGGCUGAAUCCCCACCGGCUGUAUCCUUACCGGCUCAAUCCCCACCGGCUAAGCCCCCACUUGAUAGGGAUGGUCCUCUCGUGGCUUUCGAUCGCGCUUUCGCCUCUUUGAUCUCGUUUCAGCGAAAAGGUCGCGUUCCGUUCGCCAAUGUCGCAACGUUCAAUUUCGACCCCUCCGUUACAAGCGCCGCCUUCGUCGCCACGCGCUACAAGCUUCUAUCGCUGCCCGUUCCGCGUGUGCCCGAGAAGCUGACGUGGCGCGACGCGUACCCCGUAUGGGUGAACGAAUCGCGGUCAUCCUGCCCAACAAUUUCUGAACCGAGCUAUCCAGAUUGGCUGACCAGCAUCCACGCCAUCGUCGCACAUGUGCCCUGCGACGAGCCUAGCGAAUCCUGGGCGAAGGAUGUUCGCUGGCUACACCACCUUCUCACUAUAACAAGCUUCGUCAUAAGGGCGAAUCGCACGUGGUUACUAGUGGUGUUACUCUCCUCGUGCCGCCCGCCGCCCAACCUCUUCCACUGCUCCCGACUCGUGACGCGGGAGGGUGACACGUGGCUGUACAACAUGACGGCUAAUGACAUGCUGACACGUGUACAGCCCUUGGGGUCAUGCGCCAUGGCUCAGCCUAUCAGCAGCGAGGUCUCAGCCAACCAGCGCGUCGCGUAUGCUACAGUGCUACACUCAUCGGAUCACUACGUGUGCGGCGCGAUAGUACUGGGGCACAGCAUAAGGAGGACGGGGAGCAGUCACGAGAUGGUUGCGCUUGUAUCGAAGGAGAUCAAAGAAGAGAGCAGGCGAGGGCUGAGGGAGGCGGGGUGGACGGUGAAGGAAAUUGAGCGGAUUCGCAACCCAAACGCAGUGAAGGGGACUUAUAACGAGUGGAAUUACAGCAAGUUGCGGCUGUGGCAGCAGACGGAGUACACCAAGCUGCUCUUCAUUGACUCAGACCUGCUCCUCUUGACCAGCGUUGACUUUCUCUUCUCCUACCCCGAGAUCUCCGCCCGCGGAAACGACGGCUCAGAUUUCAACUCGGGCGUGAUGGUCCUGGAGCCGUCGGAUUGCACGUUCGAGCUGCUGAUGGCAAAUCUGGAGCGAGUGCGAUCGGCGAAUGGAGGGGACCAGGGCUUCUUGAACAACACUGAGUGUGUGGGGCCACUGCCCGACAACCCCAUGCGGCCCUGCUGCCCACCCUCCACACAACCCCCCCCUGCUGCUUGUGCUACCAUCUGUCUACCCCCCUUUCCCUCUCCCUCCCACCCAAUCCCCCACCCUCUUCUCCCCUUUCAUCGGGAAUUCACCUCACACCACGCAACACUCCCACUGAACAUCACUGUCGGACUCAACCCAUUACCACCACUCAUGCAGGGUGUCCCGUCCACCCCUCCCAACUGA